This is a messenger RNA of Cataglyphis hispanica, 1440 nucleotides long. Its product is annotated as probable splicing factor, arginine/serine-rich 5. Lineage: Eukaryota; Metazoa; Arthropoda; Insecta; Hymenoptera; Formicidae. Bases 380 to 1300 code for a protein of 306 amino acids. The record is from RefSeq and is a predicted model, not a curated record. The transcript is spliced from 4 exons.
AAUGCGUAAAACGCGAAAAAAAUUUUGGCUGAUUGGAGCCAAAGAGUUAUUGUAUUUAAUGCUAUGUUGCAUUUAAUUUAUUUAAAAAAUUCAAUGAUAAAUCGAUUGGUCGAACGAUCGCAAAUGACUUUGUAUUGUUAAACAAAGAAAAAAAGGGAAAGACAAGAGAAGAGGAAACCGCCGACGGAAAACGCCGUUGGUUGAUAUUUCCUUUCAAAUCUUCAAUGUCUCGGAAAUUUGCAGACGAAAUUCCACGCCAUGACCGUCUAAUUAUCCAGAAAAUUCGAAAAAUUGAGGUAGAUGUGCUCAACAAUCGGGAAGCAAAUUUUUCACGCCAUCUAAAGAGCAGGAAAAUAUCGAAACCAACAGUAAGCACAAAAUGGUUCGCAUAAAAAGACAUCGAAAUAUUCAAAGCCAUCAAAGAACGAAACCUCGUCGCCGCAAGCCGAACAUUCCCGAGUUAAUCUACAAGUUCCUCGGCGCGGAACGUGCUCUCUCGACCGAGUGUCGCUGCUACAACCAAGAGAACGUGUACCACGACGAAGUCGUAGAUUCCGCGGAUACUUCGCGAAUCGCCAGCAGGAGCAUGGGCUAUGGAGUGCGCAAGGAUAACGGUAGGGUCUCGAAAGCGCGCCGCAUUAAGCGACCUACUUCCAGAGAUCGGCCGAUCUCGUACUUGCAGAAAUUCGUGGGUGGCAAAGACACGAGAAAGGUGAGAAAGUACAUUAAAAAGGCAUUAGACUUUGCUGUCGAGUCCGGCUAUCUCAUUCCUUCUGACUCUACGUAUAAAGUUCUACGCGUAUCCUCGGAUUUGAUGAAAAGUGAUCCGCGGACAAACAGAAUUAAUACAUGCGAUAAAGCUUUAUCUAAGGAACGCGAAAGCCCAACCAAGCAAGAUGAUCUCCAAGUGCAAGAGCAAAGGAGAAGAAGGGGAAGAAGGCCAAGAAGACGGAGUAGAAUACGGGGUCGAAGAUUGAGAAGCCGCUCGAGAAGACGUCGAAGUAGGAGGGGCAGGAGGAGAAGGAGUAGGAGCAGGUCGCGUAGUAGAUACAGCAGCCCGCAGAGUUCCGAAGAGGUUGCCGAGAAUGAGGCGGACGAUUACGAGAUGGAUGAGAACGAUCGAAAGAGCAAUAUUCACGCGGACGAUAUAGAAAGGGAGCCAAAGACCACGCGAUCGAACCAGUCCGACGAGGGGCAAUCCAUGAAGAAAACUGAAGAAAAUGGCUCGGAUUUAUCCGUCGACGAGGACGAAACCGACGACGACGAAGAGAAAAAGAGAACUGACAUUACGAAAUCUUAAGCAUCGAGUUUGAUUGCAACUUUUUUUUCUAAAAAUAGCUUUCGUUUAAUAUUAAAACUUUAAUAAAUGAUAGAAAAAUUAAUUUUGUAUAGAAUCACUCGAUUUCGUUACACUUUGAUAUUCGUUUACAAUUUCAAACA